GUUCGAGUCGUCCACGCAAAGUCGUAGUGCUCCCGCAGGUCCUGAGCCGUCCGAUCCAGAUCCCACGCUCUUUCUCCCGUCCCCCCCCCCCCCCCCCCCCCAUCCCCGCCCCGCCGUGGUCCUCCUCCGCCUCCUCCCCGGCCCACGACCGACCAGUCGACCGCCAUCAAUCUCUUCCCAUCCCCACCUCCACCUCCACCUCGGUGCUUCUCUCCCCGUCAUGCAGACCUAGGUCUAGGUGCUAAGGCUACCGCUAGCGCUAGGUCUAAGCUUCUCCCUCCGUCUCCGCCACCAUGGCCGUCGACGCCGCCACCGCGCCCUCCGAGCUCGGCAGCAGCAUCCGCGGCGAGGGGGAGGUCGCAGCCAAGCCGCGCCCCUCCGCGGCUGCACCGGCGGCGCAGGAGAGCCUCGCGGAGCUGGACCGGAGGUACGCUCCGUACGCGCGGCGGGACGCGUACGGCCCGAUGGGCCGCGGCCCCCUCGGGGCGGCGGAGGCGGCGCGGACGGCCGUGGCCGCGGCCGUGCUCCUCCCGCUCCGGGUCGUGGCCGGCGUGCUCGUGCUCGUCGCCUACUACCUCGUGUGCCGCGUGUGCACGCUGUGGGUGGAGGAGGAGCGGGCGGGGGGCGAGGGCGAGGGGUACGCGCGGCUCCAGGGAUGGAGGCGGGCGUGCGUCGUGCGGUGCGGCCGCGCUCUCUCACGUGCCAUGCUCUUCGUCUUUGGCUUCUACUGGAUCCGCGAGCACGACCGCCGCUUCCGUGAUGCCGAGGGCAAGGAUCUGGGCCAGUCUGAAUUACUAGAAAGACCAGGGGCAAUUGUAUCUAAUCAUGUAUCAUAUGUGGAUAUUCUUUAUCACAUGUCAUCUUCUCUUCCAAGUUUUGUUGCUAAGAGAUCAGUGGCCAGAUUGCCCCUAGUUGGCCUCAUAAGCAAAUGCAUUGGUUGUAUUUUUGUUCAGCGGGAGUCUAAAACUUCGGAUUUCAAAGGUGUUUCAGGUGCUGUAACUGAAAGAAUCCAGCGAGCUCAUCAACAAAAAAAUUCUCCGAUGAUGUUGCUCUUUCCUGAGGGCACAACUACAAACGGGGAUUAUCUUCUUCCAUUCAAGACAGGAGCCUUUCUCGCAAGAGCACCAGUACAACCAGUCAUUUUAAGAUACCCUUACAAGAGAUUCAGUCCAGCAUGGGACUCCAUGGAUGGGGCACGCCAUGUAUUUCUGCUCCUUUGUCAAUUUGUGAAUCAUCUAGAGGUUGUGCAUUUGCCUGUGUACUAUCCUUCUGAGCAAGAAAAAGAUGAUCCCAAGCUCUACGCAGACAAUGUACGGAAAUUGAUGGCAGUGGAGGGGAGUUUGAUUCUCUCAGAUCUUGGGUUAGCGGAGAAGAGAGUGUACCAUGCAGCCCUGAAUGGUAAUAGCCUGCCCCGUGCCUUACACCAGAAAGGUGAUUGAAAUGUAUCGCCGAUGCGAUUCGUGUACUGACAGUUGAGUGACUUGCUUGUAACAAUAAAUAAAAGGUGGGUGUGUUACAUGGAAUCCUCGGGAGCAUUGUGAAUAUACCCUGCUAUUUCACUGUAGAAAACAAUCAACUAACUGUUGUGAUUCAGUAAACAUCAGCAACAAAUUUACACGA
This is a messenger RNA of Hordeum vulgare subsp. vulgare (domesticated barley), 1620 nucleotides long. RefSeq names its product lysophospholipid acyltransferase LPEAT1-like. NCBI's taxonomy places the organism in Eukaryota, Viridiplantae, Streptophyta, Magnoliopsida, Poales, Poaceae. Gene Ontology annotation, cellular component: endoplasmic reticulum. Gene Ontology annotation, molecular function: lysophosphatidylethanolamine acyltransferase activity. The coding region runs from base 294 to 1439 and encodes 381 amino acids. The record is from RefSeq and is a predicted model, not a curated record. The transcript has 8 exons. Gene Ontology annotation, biological process: phospholipid metabolic process.